AUUUUCGAUUCCGUUUCCUGUACUCUAGAAUCCAAAUAAACUUAAAAUUUCUAGAAACCUUCUGGUGCAAUUUUUAUAAACAAGUACUGCUAAUGUUUUAACUAAAAUAAGGAUAUAACUCAUAGGUAAGGAUUGUGAGGAUUCUGUGACAGAACGAUUUAAGUAUUUUUUCAACCACUAUUCAGAAAAAUCAUGAAUGAAGAUCAUGACUAUGCUCAAGACUCUUCAUCAAAUCAGGAUUUGAUAAAGAAAAUGAUGGAAGAACGCUUAAAACCAAGAAUAUGUCUAAAACGGCUUCAUGUUACCAAACCCUAUAAAUUUAAAACGGAGCCUGCAGUCGGUUCACUCUUUAACAAGCCAGAUUUUAGUGACCUCGUUGUUCUGUCUGCUAAUCAAUCGUUUUAUGUCCAUAAACUGAUAUUGGCUGCCAACAGUGAAGUAUUUCGACACCUUCUAUGUGGUCAAUGGGCUGAAAGGAGUCAAAAAGAACUAAGAUUGCAAGAGCAUGAGGUAUGCCAACCUCAUGUUGGCAACUUCCUAGAGUUUUUCUAUACAGGAAGUGUGUGGCUGAGCUCGAAAACUACUUUGGCUCUAUUUGUUUUAUCCGACAAGUACGACGUUUCAUCCCUUCGGGAAGGUUGCGUCAGAUUUUUAUUGGACGCCCUAAGAGUAAUGACUAGUGAUGGUCAACAGCUACCUAUUGAAACUUUAGAUGUUGAUACUCUCUAUCAUCUGUUAACAACCUGGUCGGCGUGCUGCCCUGAAAUUACCUCAGCUGCUAAGUACAAUUUAGCUUGUCGCUUGUCGCAUGCCCAUAGAUCAUCAAAUGAUCCAUUUAUCUCUUCUCUACCAAUGGAAGUCCUAAUACAAUUAGUUCAUUACGAUAAUUUACCUUCCAUUGACGAAUUCAAACUGUGGCAGACUAUUGUUAAACUGAUUCAAUCAAGACAACUUGAUAAUGACGUUGAAAGUGAACUACUGUCUGGAAUACGAUACGGUCUACUAAGUUCCGAUCAAUUGUACGACGUGGAACAGCAUCCUUUGACCCGAACGCAUUCAGUCAUCGGUCAAAUGGUCUACUGUGCUGUCGUAAAAUUGGCUUUUGGUUCUAAACAUCCAGAUGAUCCUAGAUUUACUGGAAGUUUAUUUAUGCCUCGUUCACCGUUGCAUAUGUAA
Molecule: messenger RNA, 1176 nt
Organism: Dimorphilus gyrociliatus
Lineage: Eukaryota; Metazoa; Annelida; Polychaeta; Dinophilidae
Source: the annotation of a GenBank genome assembly